Musa acuminata subsp. malaccensis (wild Malaysian banana) is the source of this 3099-nucleotide messenger RNA. RefSeq lists its product as uncharacterized. Lineage: Eukaryota; Viridiplantae; Streptophyta; Magnoliopsida; Zingiberales; Musaceae. The record is from RefSeq and is a predicted model, not a curated record. Gene Ontology annotation, cellular component: transcription factor TFIIIC complex. Gene Ontology annotation, biological process: transcription by RNA polymerase III. Gene Ontology annotation, molecular function: protein binding.
CGAAGGCUCCCUCCCGUAUGGAGGACGACGAGAACGCGGUGAAGGCCUCAGAAGUUGUCGCGGCGGCGAACGAAGAAGCAACGGAGAUGGAGGAGAGAGUCGGAGGCGGCGGCGGGGGGCGAGGAGGGGAGGAGGAGGCGGAGGAUGAUGUGGAAGGCGAGGAGGAGGAGGACGAGGAGGACGAGGACGAGGAGGAGGACGACGAGGGUUACACGUUGCGUUUUGAUGGCGACACGGAUCCCUUGGGCUUGGUCCAAGAGGACAACCACGGUGUCGAUCUCUACCAGCAGUUCGAGCGGCUCGAGUACGAAGCCCUCGCCGAGAGAAAGCGCAAGGCCGUCAGCCAAAAAGAACCACCUGGCGAGUCUGCGAAGAAACCCAGGCGGGAGGAUGUUUUAGGCGUCACCAUGGAGGAGAUCAAUGAGCUAAUGAAUUUUGGUCGCCGGAGAAGAUCAAGAGCCCAGUCAAAGAAAAGGGGAAGAAAAAGGGGAUCAAAGAAAAAACUUAGCCCUGAGGUUUCUAGAAGAAUUGGGGAUGCUACUCUCUAUUACACAUCUGGGGAUUAUGAUGAGGCAAUUCCUUUGUUGCAAGAAGUUGUGCGGCUUGCACCCAAUCUUUCUGAUGCAUAUUAUAUACUUGGUCUAAUAUAUGAUGCCAAAGGUGACAGGGGGAAAGCUCUAAACUUUCACAUGAUAGCUGCACAUUUAUCACCCAAGGAUCCAUCUUUAUGGAAAAAGCUUGUUGCAUGGUCAAUUGAACAGAAAAAUACUGGUCAGAUUAAGUAUUGUCUUAAAAAGGCAAUAACUGCAGAUCCAAAAGAUGUGGGUCUCAGGUUCGACCUUGCUUUGUUGUACUGUGAACUUGGCGAGUACCAAAAAGCUGCAGAAUCAUAUGAUCAGAUCAUUGGGAUAUAUCCUGCUAACAUUCAAGCACUCAAAAUGGCUGCAAAGAUGUACCAGAAGUGUGGUCUAGUUGAGCGGGCUAUUAAGAUUUUGGAGGAUCAUGUUAACAGUCAUGUUGAAUGUGAUAAUAGUGUUAUUAACCUGCUAAUUGCAUUGUACAUAGAAAAUGGCUCACAUAUGGAAGCACUUAAGCUUAUUGAACGUGCAUGCUCAAUCUGUGGCCUGGGAAAGAAAAAUCUGUUAUAUCUGAAAGUGAAAGAGGCAGUCUGUCAUGCUCAACUUGGAAAUAUGCAACAUGCUGAGGUUCUGCUUAAGGAACUGCCAAUGGAUCGUUGUGCAGAUAAUGGAGAUUUGAUUAUUGAAGCUGCAGACUCAUUUUUGAGUCUCGGGCAAUAUCAGUUUGCAGUUGAAUUUUACUCCAUGCUGGAAGAUGUUCCUAAUCAUGACAAUGGGAACUUACACCUAAAAAUUGCUCAAUGUUUCUUAUCCAUGGAGCAACGAGGAAAAGCUAUAGCAUUCUACUAUAAAGCUUUAUCUAAAAUUGAGAAUGAUGUCGAUGCCCGUAUCAUCCUAUCUUCUCUUCUUCUUGAAGAAGGAAAAGAUCAGGAAACGAUUAAUCUGCUUUCCCCUCCAAAGGUUUCAGCACAAUUGCCCAAUUUAAAUUCUGCACAAACCAAUCCUUGGUGGGAAAAUGGGAAGAUAAAAAUGCAGCUUGCUAAAAUCUAUCAUGCAAAAGGGAAGCUUGAGGAUUUUGUUGACACAAUCUAUUCAUAUGUUCGCGAAACACUUGUCAUAGAGAUCAUGAAUCGAAAGGUACGUCCAGCAAAAAAAAUCGCAAAAAGUGUAUUAUUUGAAAGAGUCAAGUUGUUAGAUGAUCAACAGGCAGAUAACCUAUUCCGUGGCUUCAAGCCAGUUGCAAGAAUGUCAGAGUUGGUCAAAGCAGUUAGAGCAAAGAAGUCCCUUCAAAAACUAGCAGCUCUAAAGGAAGAAAAGAAAGCAGCAACAUUGGGUGCUGGGUUAGAUUGGCAAAGUGAUUCAGAUGAUGAGAUUCCGCGGAAGGCAAAACAAGAACCUCCUCUGCCUGAUCUCCUAAAGGAUGUGGAGCAUCAUCAGUUCAUUUUAGAUCUCUGCAAAGCCUUGGUGUCUGUGCAACGAUAUUGGGAAGCAUUAGAGGUUAUCAACCACACUCUGAGAUUAGAGUACAACACGAUUUCUACUGAGAAAAAAGAGGAGUUUCGAUCACUGGGUGCACAUAUUGCAUACAGCACUAGAGAUCCAAAACAUGGUUACAAUUAUGUAAGAUAUAUAGUUCAACAACAUCCGCACAGCAUAGCUGCCUGGAAUUGCUAUUAUAAGGUUGUUUCAAGGUUAGAAUAUCGUUUUUCAAGGCAUUUGAAGUUUCUCCACCAUAUGCGAGUGGAGCUAAAAGAUUGUGUAAUGCCAAUGAUAAUUUAUGGCCAUCAAUUUACUAUGAUUAGCCAGCACCAGUCAGCUGCUCGGGAGUAUUUGGAAGCUUACAAAGUUCAGCCGAAAAAUCCGCUGAUAAAUUUAUGUGUUGGCACAGCCUUGAUUAAUUUAGCGCUGGGGUUUAGGCUUCAGAAAAAGCACUACUGUGUAGCUCAGGGUUUUGCAUUUCUUUACAAAUAUCUGCGCAUCUGCAAUAACAGUCAGGAAGCCUUGUACAACAUUGCGCGGGCGUAUCAGCAUGUCGGCCUUGUUACCCUGGCGGCUAUUUAUUAUGAAAAGGUGCUUGCGAUGCAAGAGAAUGAUUACCCCAUCCCCAAGCUUCCAUAUGAAGAUUCAAGUGUUCCAGUAACUAGGAAGCCAGGCUAUUGUAAUCUUCACAGAGAGGCUGCCUAUAAUUUGCACUUGAUUUACAAGAAGAGUGGGGCGACAGAUCUUGCCAGACAGCUCUUAAAAAAUUAUUGUUCUAUUUGACUGUAUAUUGAUGCACGACAUGAUAAAAGUUCCAGAAGAUAUGCUUUUGUUGCAUCAAAGCCUAGCGUGCCAAGAUUUGAUAAAGUUCCGCAUCUGGGAGGUUACAAAAGGUUAAAGCUGGAAUCGACUGCCACAGUGAUGAAUAUAUCCUCUUCACAAAGUUUUGGUUUGGAAUCCAUUCGAGUAACAUGGAAUUGAUGUAUAUUGGUUAAUUUCUUUGAUACUUGUAUUGUUGCUUCAAACCCUUCUUUACAAAUCA